UGAGAAAGAAAGAGAGAGGGGCAGACGAGCAGGUUAAACAAGAAGGAGGAAGUGAGUGAGAGAGAGAGAUAGUGUCAGUGCCGCACUGUAAAGUGGCGAGUGGACGUCUGCAGAGAAGUGUGGGCUGGGUUCAGCUGGUAUUUAAGAAGGGAACUUAGCUGAGGCUGCACAGCCUUUGACAAACAGGCAGAGGCAACUUGGAUAAAAGCAACACUCAGGAAAGGUGCACACUCGCAGCAGCAACAAGUGGAUCAGAAGCCUGCGCUCCUCUCAGACACUACUUUUCCAGCACUGCUUCCCCCCCAGGUUGUGGAGACUGCAGAGGGGCCAGAAUGCUGUGGGCAGCAGUGCUACUGCUGCCAGUCCUGGGACUCUCUGAUGCCUUGCCAUCAGAGUGGAUGCCAGGAAACUACACGUCAACAGAGGUGGAAGCCCAACGGUUUGUCAGCGACUACAACAGCACAGCAGAGCAAGUCUUCUUCCUCAGCACCAGUGCGAGCUGGACCUACAACACUAACUUGACGGACCACAAUUCCGAGCUGCAGGUGGCUGCAUCUCUGGAGGAGCAGGCCUUCACAGAAGCCUGGGGGAAGAAGGCCAAAGAAGUCUUCCCUGACGCAACCCUCAAUGGCUUCGCGCCCGAGCUGCAGAAGCUCAUUAAGAAAAUCAACGAGCUGGGAGCUGCCAAUCUCCCCACCACUGAGAGAGAGGAGUACAACACCAUUCUCAGCACCAUGGACAAACUAUAUUCUACAGCCAAAGUGUGCCCCACACCUGGAGAACCUUGCUGGAAUCUUGAGCCAGAGAUAUCCCAAAUCAUGGCCACCUCUCGGAGCUACAAGCGGCUGCUGUACGCAUGGGAGGGCUGGCACAAUGCCUCGGGGGUGCCCCUCAGGCAGCACUACCCCAGGUUUGUGGAGCUCAGCAACAAGGCUUCCCUCGCUGACGGCCAUGCUGACACUGGGGCGUACUGGCGCUCGUGGUACGAGUCGGCCACCUUCGAGAACGACCUGGAGGAGAUCUACAAAACCAUCCAGCCGCUUUACAACAACCUGCACGCCUUCGUACGCAGGAAGCUGUACCAUCACUACGGCCCCAAGUACAUCAACCUCAAAGGACCAAUCCCAGCUCACUUGUUAGGUAACAUGUGGUCUCAAACCUGGAACAACAUCUACGACAUGAUGAUCCCCUUCCCUGGAAAAACCAAUGUGGACGUGACGAAGGAGAUGUUGGAACAAGGCUAUAAUUCCACGCACAUGUUUCGUGUGGCUGAGGAGUUCUUCACAUCUUUGGGCCUGAUCGAGAUGCCUGACAAGUUCUGGGAAAAGUCCAUGUUGGAGAAGCCUGAAGGUCGAGAGGUCGUGUGCCACGCAUCCGCCUGGGACUUCUACAACCGAGAGGACUUCAGGAUCAAACAGUGCACCACGGUGACCAUGGAACAGCUCUUCACCGUGCACCACGAGAUGGGUCAUGUGGAGUACUACCUGCAGUACAAGGACCUGCCGGUCAGCUUCCGCCGCGGGGCCAACCCGGGCUUCCACGAGGCCAUAGGGGACGUGCUGUCCCUCUCCGUCUCCACCCCCAAGCACCUCCACACCAUCGGCCUGCUGCCAACGCUGGAGAACGAUGAAGAGAGUGACAUCAACUACCUGCUGAAGAUGGCGUUGGAAAAGAUGGCCUUCCUCCCCUUCGGCUAUCUGAUCGACCAGUGGAGGUGGGGGGUGUUCAGUGGCCGGACCCCCCCAGAGCGCUACAACGCUGAGUGGUGGAACCUCAGAACAAAAUACCAGGGGAUCUGCCCUCCGACUAGACGCACAGAGGAACACUUUGACGCUGGGGCGAAAUACCACAUUCCUGGAAACACGCCAUACAUCAGGUAUUUUGUGAGUUUCAUCCUGCAGUUCCAGUUCCACGAGAAGCUGUGUCAGGCCGCAGGGCACAAGGGACCCCUGCAUACAUGUGACAUCUACAAGUCCACGGCGGCAGGAGACAUCUUAGCGAAGGUGCUUCAGUCUGGGUCUUCCAAACCCUGGGAAGAAGUUCUACAAGAUGCUCUCGGAACAGGGAAGAUGAAUGCCAGUUCGCUCAUGAAUUACUUCGAGCCAAUCACCAUCUGGCUGGAGAAGCAGAACCAGAACGAGACCCUGGGUUGGCCCGACUUCAACUGGGUCCCGCCCAUGCCAGAGGGCUACCCUGAGGAUAUUGAUAAAAUAGCUGACGAGGUGCAGGCCAAGGCCCUCCUGGCAGAGUACAACAGCACAGCAGAGGUGGUGUGGAACGACUAUACUGAGGCCUCGUGGACCUACAACACUGACAUCACUGAGGCAAACAAGCUGAACAUGCUUCAGAAAAACUUGGACAUGUCCAACCACACACUGACCUACGGGAUGAAGGCCCGCAAUUACGACACCACAGACUUCCAGGACGCCUCCGUCAAGCGAAUCCUGAACAAGCUGAGUGACAUUGAGAGGGCAGGACUUCCUGAUCAUGAACUGGUAGAGUACAACAAUCUGCUGGCCAACAUGGAGACUAAGUACAGCGUGGCUAAAGUGUGUCGAGAAAACGGGACCUGCCAUCCUCUCGACCCAGACCUCCAGAAGAUCAUGGCAGAGUCCAGGGACUACAAAGAGCUGCUGUUUGCCUGGCAGGGCUGGAGGGAUGCCUCGGGCCGAGUCCUGCGCCAGGACUACCAGAGAUACGUGGAGCUGGCCAACAAAGCCGCCACACUCAACGGUCACUCUGACAACGGAGCCUUCUGGCGCUCCUUGUAUGAGACACCCACGUUCGAGCAGGACCUGGAGCGCCUGUGGAAGGAACUGGAACCCCUCUACCUCAACGUGCACGCCUACGUGCGCAGAUCCCUCUACAAGAAGUACGGAGCCAAUCACAUCAACCUGAAGGGCCCCAUCCCUGCUCACCUGCUAGGGAACAUGUGGGCUCAGACUUGGUCUGGAAUCAUGGACUUGGCCAUCCCUUACCCCGACGCUACACAGGUGGACGCCACACCAGCCAUGGUGGAACAGGGCUGGAAUGCAACCAGGAUGUUCCAGGAGUCCGACAACUUCUUCCAGUCCCUGGGCCUGAUACCGAUGCCUCCAGAGUUCUGGAGCAAAUCCAUGUUGGAGAAGCCUGAAGGUCGAGAGGUCGUGUGCCACGCCUCCGCCUGGGACUUCUACAACCGCAAAGACUUCAGGAUCAAACAGUGCACCGUGGUGACCAUGGAUGACCUCAUCACCGUGCACCAUGAGAUGGGCCACGUGCAGUACUUCCUGCAGUACAAGGACCAGCCAAUCUCGUUCCGCGACGGGGCCAACCCGGGUUUCCACGAGGCCAUCGGCGAUGUGCUGGCUCUGUCGGUGGCCACGCCCAAACACCUGCAGAGCAUCGGCCUGUUGGACAAGGUGGAGAGCAACUAUGAGAGUGACAUCAACUUCCUGAUGAGCAUCGCCUUGGACAAGAUCGCCUUCCUGCCCUUCGGCUACCUGAUGGACCAGUGGAGAUGGAAGGUGUUUGAUGGACGCAUCCCAAAGACCGAGUACAACAAGGAAUGGUGGAACCUCAGAAUGAAGUACCAGGGCCUGUGUCCGCCUGUGGCCCGUACAGAGAUGGACUUUGACCCGGGGGCAAAGUUCCACAUCCCAGCUAACGUGCCCUAUGUCAGAUACUUUGUGAGCUUCAUCAUCCAGUUCCAGUUCCACCAGGCCCUGUGCAAAGCAGCCAAUCACGUGGGCCCCCUCCACACAUGUGACAUCUACCAGUCUAAAGAGGCCGGGAAGCUGCUGGGUGAUGUGAUGAAGCUGGGCUUCAGUAAACCCUGGCCGGACGCCAUGGCCAUGAUCACAGGGCAGCCCCACAUGUCCGCCCUGCCGUUGGUGGAGUACUUCAAACCUCUCACAGACUGGCUGGAGAAGGAGAACAACAAGAACGGCGAGGUCCGGGGCUGGCCUGAGUACGACUGGAAACCACCCACUGAUACGGCCACCGCUCCCCCGACUGCACCCCCCACCCCCAGCCCCAGCUCCACCCCCGGCCCAGGUGAAGGGAAGGUGGACUUCCUGGGGAUGAGCCUGGACAGUGCUGCGGCAGCGGCGGGGCAGUGGGUCCUCCUGGUCCUGGGCCUGGUUCUCCUGGUGGCCACCAUCUUCAUUGGCUACAAAUACAGGAAGUCAAGAGGACGUGGGAGGUCUUCCUCUAAGAUGGAGCUUCAAGAGAAGUAAGAUGGUUGAUUUAGUUAGCAGCUUAACUGGCUAAAGCCACACUAACUGUAGCUACUGUACCACAAGACCUUGGAUCUUGUGCAACAUCAGUGUUUGUGUGUGUGCUACUGUAUGGCGUUCUGAUUUGAUCGGUUUCAGUUGUCUUUCUGUCUGCUUUCCUCCAUGUGUUGGAUGUUUUGUAUAUUUAUUGUAUAAAUUGAAAGUCACAAUUAUUUUCAGUAUGCAAAAAAAAAACUAGCAAACUGUUUUGUAAUUUAUUUGUGAUACUUGAACACUGGGACUAAGAAAUGUUCAAAUGAAUGUCUGUAAAGUAUUAAUUGUGUAUGCAUUUUUGAAAUAUUUGAUUGGAUCAGUGAAUACGUUGCCUUCGUAUAAUAAAGACAGAGAAAUUUG
Molecule: messenger RNA, 4610 nt
Organism: Osmerus eperlanus (European smelt)
Lineage: Eukaryota; Metazoa; Chordata; Actinopteri; Osmeriformes; Osmeridae
Gene: ace
Product: angiotensin I converting enzyme (peptidyl-dipeptidase A) 1
Exons: 25
Coding region: 333-4217 (1294 amino acids)
Biological process (GO): proteolysis
Cellular component (GO): plasma membrane
Molecular function (GO): metallopeptidase activity; peptidyl-dipeptidase activity
Source: RefSeq, a predicted model, not a curated record